UCCAUUUUCUCAAUUUUCUCCAGGUUCCUCCAGCUAUUCAGUUGUCAGGCAGACAGACGUCAAGGCUGUUCUUCUGAAAUCUCGUCUUCUUCCAGCUUCAAUUCCAAUCCUACAAAUACUACGUACCAGCACAAUGGCCGCUCUCUCGCCUUACAAGGCUGACUUCCUCAAGGCCUCCAUCGACGGCGGCGUCCUCAAGUUCGGCAGCUUCGAGCUCAAGUCCAAGCGCAUUUCCCCCUACUUCUUCAACGCUGGCGACUUCUACCGGGCCGACCUUCUCCAGGCCAUCUCCACGGCCUACGCCAAGUGCAUUAUCGAGGCUCACAAGAGCGGCCAAUUGGACUUUGACAUUGUUUUCGGCCCCGCCUAUAAGGGCAUUCCCCUCGCUACCGCUGCCACCGACAAGCUUGCCCAGCUUGACCCCGAGACCUACGGCAAGAUCUGCUACUCUUUUGACCGCAAGGAGGCCAAGGACCAUGGUGAGGGAGGCAACAUUGUUGGCGCCCCUCUGAAGGGCAAGAGGAUCCUCAUCGUUGACGAUGUCAUCACUGCUGGCACUGCUAAGCGUGAGGCUAUCGCCAAGAUCGAGAAGGAGGGCGGCAUUGUUGCUGGCAUCGUCGUUGCUCUUGAUCGCAUGGAGAAGCUCCCUGCCGCUGAUGGUGACGAUAGCAAGCCCGGCCCCAGUGCUAUGGGCGAGCUCCGCAAGGAGUACGGCAUUCCCAUCUUUGCCAUCCUUACUCUGGACGACAUCAUUGAGGGCAUGAGGGGUCUUGCUUCCCCUGAGGACGUCAAGAAGACGGAGGAAUACCGCGCCAAGUACAAGGCUACCGACUAAACGCUGGAGUUGGAUUCUGAUAAAAUAGUAACAUGUAUAUCACAGAAGAAGAUGAUGAAGAAGAAAAAAGAAGAAGAAGAAGAAGGAUAGGGAUUGUCAGGUUCUGAUUGCGCAUCCAAUCAAUCUUUCCGCCGACUUUGGGAUCCCACACAAGGUCUAAUCUGAUUCAACAAGUUUGGGGACGCGCCGAAAUAUGUUGGUUUCGGGAAUGUUGCCGUUCUGAAAUACCAUAUGAUACCCACUAGGACGGUGUUUUGACGGCUUUCACUUCAUAACUCACCAAGUCGAUGACCUGCAGAAACGGUGAAUUUCGGGAACGUCAACCAGAAAAAAAACCGAGGAUGU
Molecule: messenger RNA, 1180 nt
Organism: Neurospora tetrasperma FGSC 2508
Lineage: Eukaryota; Fungi; Ascomycota; Sordariomycetes; Sordariales; Sordariaceae
Product: Orotate phosphoribosyltransferase
Exons: 2
Coding region: 134-835 (233 amino acids)
Biological process (GO): 'de novo' pyrimidine nucleobase biosynthetic process; pyrimidine ribonucleoside biosynthetic process; pyrimidine nucleotide biosynthetic process
Cellular component (GO): cytoplasm
Molecular function (GO): orotate phosphoribosyltransferase activity
Source: RefSeq, a predicted model, not a curated record